Molecule: messenger RNA, 4072 nt
Organism: Danaus plexippus (monarch butterfly)
Lineage: Eukaryota; Metazoa; Arthropoda; Insecta; Lepidoptera; Nymphalidae
Gene: Or-60
Exons: 5
Coding region: 48-1385 (445 amino acids)
Biological process (GO): detection of chemical stimulus involved in sensory perception of smell; sensory perception of smell
Cellular component (GO): plasma membrane
Molecular function (GO): odorant binding; olfactory receptor activity
Source: RefSeq, a predicted model, not a curated record
ACGUGUUGUUAAUCUUUGUAAUUCCGAGGUGUAGGAAGUGUGACGUCAUGCCAGAAUCAGGCAAAACAAAGGGCAGGCGGUUCUUCGUCGUCCAUUAUAUUCUGCUGAGGUUUCUUGGAUUGGGUUGGUGGCAUUCACCAGAAGAGAACAAUACUAACAAUUUCCCAGGGAUAUAUUUGUACUAUUCGAUUCUAACUGAGGUUGUCUGGGUGGCUGGUUUCGUAGGAUUGGAAUCAAUGGAUCCCUUCAUCGGUCACAAGGAUCUCGAUCGUCUGAUGUUCAGUCUAGCUUUCGUUGUCACUCACGAUCUAACAAUUGUUAAGCUGUACAUAUUCUUCUUUAAGAAUCAACAAAUCCAAGACAUUAUACGUACUUUAGAAAUAGAUCUACACCAGUUCUACCAGAACGAAGAGAAAAAUCGUAAAACAGUUCGUAUUACUAGGAUUUUUACAGGUUUGUUUAUAUUUUUCGGAUGGAUGACUAUAGGGAAUGGCAACGUGUAUGGAAUUAUACAGGAUCUGCGUUGGAAAGCUGAAGUUGCCCAAUUAAAUGACACAUCAUUGAGGCCCUUUCGCACUCUGCCACAGCCGAUUUACAUCCCUUGGGAGCAUCAAAACGAUUUAUCGUUUAUUAUAACCUUUUUACUGGAAACCGUAGGCUUGCUCUGGACGGGACAUAUAGUGAUGACUAUCGAUACAUUUAUCGGCUCAGUGAUUCUUCACAUGAGCACUCAGUUUUCUAUCAUGCAAGAAGCCAUAUCCACAGCCUAUGAUCGCACUAUGGAUAAAUUAAUUAAAGGUGUAAUUGAGUGCAACGACCCGGUCGCUUUGAACGACUGUGAAGCCUCACUUGGUGAGAGCAGACGUGAUAUGAUUGUGAGAACUUAUUGUACGAAACAAGAAAUAGAGAUCGCUUUAGAGAACACAUUGAAAAGUUGUUUCCGUCAGCAUCAAAUGUUAAUAAGUUGCGUGGAUAAAUUCGCCUCGACCUACUCCUACGGGUUUAUGACCCAACUGUUGUCUAGCAUGGCGGCGAUUUGUUCCGUAAUGGUCCAAGUUUCGCGGGACGCAUCAAGUUUAAAGUCAAUCAGUUUAGUAACGUCACUAGCAUUCUUUGGAGCUAUGAUUAUUCAGCUCGCCCUGCAGUGUUUCACUAGCAGCGAGUUGACUCAUCAAGCAGAGCGUGUCUCUGAAGCCGUUAUGUGCUGUAAAUGGGAACGUAUGCCAGUCAGGUUGAGAAGAUACUUGGUACUGAUGAUAGCCCGCUCUCAGAGACCCUUGCAGCUCACGGCCGGGGGAUUCGCUACCAUGAACAACGACUGUUUCCUAGCUAUCCUGAAAGCCGCCUACUCGUAUUACGCUGUUCUAAGCCAACGACAGGGUUAAAUAAAUAAAAGAAAACGAGCAUCAGAUAUAUGUUUAAUACAACACACGUACAGUCAUGUAUAGAAUAUCUAGGUUUUAAACGAACACUAUCACAGCUUGUAGGGAUCUAAAUUAAUGUAUUAAUUAUGUCAUUAAUUUGAAAAUCCCUUACAAAUAAAUAUAAUUUACAAUCUACUCAUCAGUUCGUAUCGCUUAUAAACAAAUACCACUGUUGUUGUUUACUCGUUGUAACGUCAGGGUUAAUUAUUUGGCAACAUCUGAUUUCAGCCGUUCUCCUUGUAUCACGCCUCCAUACAAAUAAAAAAUUCAACUCCAUACAGAACGUACAAUCUGAAUUACAGUCGGAAAAAACACUUACUCACCUUAACACUAGUGUGCAUCGAACCGAACAGAGUUUUCAUAAUUUAUCUUUCAUAUGUCAUGUAUAUGAAUGAAAAACAGUAAACUUUCUGUAUUUCGUGGACGCGAACCCCUGUUACUGAUGCCGGCGUAAUGCGUAAUGAAUAAAAAGUUACGGCAUGCCAGUACAAGGUAUUUAGCGAGUUUCUCUUUGACGUUUGUUACUUUACCGACAGUUCGCUGUUCGGAGUAUGUUCCCAUAUAAAUUCCCUAAAGUCCACGUCCAGCUCACAGCUCCAGCAACUUGGGGUCGGGCGUGUGUGACCGCGACCUACCCUGCGUUUUGAUAUCAAGUACCGUCAUUUCUUCGGAUCUGUAAAUGAGAAUAUUUUUAGUACACAAAAGAUGACCCAGUUGUGUUUACAGUAUCGCAGCCAUUGUUCUUCCUUAGAUUCUGUAUAGACGCCAAGAGGCCACAAGAUUCGAGUCUGAAUGGACCUACAAAAUGUACUUAACCUAUAUAUAAAUAAAAACACUACCAAGAUUGAACUGUGUUGCCAUUUCACUCAGAAACUAGUACGCAGAUUUUGAAUAACCUUUUUAGUUAUAUACGUUAAAUAUAAGAAUAAGAAAUGAGCUAUAACGUAUCCCAAAAAUUACGCAUAGUUCCCGUGGCAUCAGGACACAACUGUUGUAUUAAAGGCAUAAGAUAGGCCAUAGAUGGCGCUACCAUUAACCAUAUAGUUAAUCGUACAUACCUUUCCUCCGCCGCCUGGACAGCGUUGUAGUACACAUCAGGUACGUUGCUAUCAUGCUGACUGAGGAGCGUGCUGCCGGCUCGGGGAGAGUGUGGGCCGUGACUCGCGUAUGGAGAGAACGGAACCGUGGCCCGUAAUGCUGCCAAUACCAGCAACAUGCCGCCUUCGAAAAUACGGUUGUAUUGAGAGAUAUCACGAUAAUUAUGGAUAUAGUAUUUGGAGGAAAAAAGACAUGCUUGAUGGAUUCCAUGACCGGGAUCCGGAGUAACACAAUAAGCAUUCUGUUAUUAUCAGAAUAUUAUCAAGAAAAUUUAUCAAAACUAGUACACGAAAUAUUCAAAUAAAUAAUGGUUUAUUUGAAUAUUUCGUGGUGGUGUAUAAUAAUAGCCAAAAACAAAAUGUGUUAGUGACAAAAUUCACUUGGCCGACUAGAAAUGUUAGAAUUGUUGACCGGUUGAGUACCAUAAGGGAGGUUGUGUUUAACCUGGAAACGAGGAGUGCCCUUAUUUGGAGACAUAAUUAUCUCUAGUCUGACUCGUUGAAUCUUCAAAAGGAACUUGUCCCAUUUCGUUAGUCUAUACCCACUUGAAUUAUUUUUCCUUAUAGAAGAUAGUCUUUGUUUAAUUUAAAAGAUUAUUAUAUUCAAAUUUAUUUUCUCUUAAAUACCAGCUAAUUGAACUAUUACUAAUAAAUAACUGAAGUUUAAACUCCCACUACGUAUAUUACCUAAUUAUAUCCAAUACAACUAAGAAAUGGAUAAAAUACAAUAAAAUAUGCAAUAAAAGCUUCACGACUGAAAUAUGCAUCAAAAAUAUGUUUUAGGAAGAAAGAUAUCGCUUUAAAAUUUUGUGCAAAUGUUGAAAUAAAUAUCAAAGGUGUAUUUUACGCCACGGCUUACGUGACGCGGUGACGGACGUGAGACGAAUAAAGAAAUGUAUCAAAAUGAAAGUUUAAGCGAGAUAUAUGAGAAUAUGGGCUAAGUAGCACUCGAGCGCUCACACGGAAAUACUUUUACAGUUUUCAGUACAACAACUUACAAAGAAAUUAUUAAUGGAUGGAAGAAACAAUUUCAAAUGAGUGUCAUAAUUGUUGUCAACAGAAGUUGAAAUCGAUUCAUUCAUCAGAUGUAUAGUUUUCUUGCAUUAUUUUAUACAGCCUAGUUUAGAUUAGGCGAAACUUUCAUAAAAGUAAAUCAACCCAUUAAAAGAGCACAUAUUUUGGUGUAAGUUCACAUAAUCAAAACUACAGCAAAGAAAAAUGACAUGAAUUUCCUAUCCGGUUAAUUUAAGAUACUAACACCAAGAAAGAAGGGUGCAGAUAAUGAAGGAAAUUAGCAUAAUAACGUACCUGAAACAGUGGCUAGUAUCGUAAGGUUGGCAAACAGAAUCGCGGUCGCUGCACAAGCGUAGAACGGAGCCCGAGCUCGUCCGCAUGACCACCUCAUGAAGUCCCAACAUCUCAACUUCAUGGAGUACUCUCCACGCCGACAGAGAAGGUCCACGAAUAGAGCAACCACCCACAUUGUCUCAAGCAAGAACACUAAUAUAGCACCUGCACUAGGAAGGAAAACAUUAAAAAAAAGAUUGUAUA